Messenger RNA from Haliotis rufescens (red abalone), 1788 nucleotides. Its product is annotated as acid-sensing ion channel 1A-like. Gene Ontology annotation, biological process: sodium ion transmembrane transport. Gene Ontology annotation, molecular function: ligand-gated sodium channel activity. The record is from RefSeq and is a predicted model, not a curated record. NCBI's taxonomy places the organism in Eukaryota, Metazoa, Mollusca, Gastropoda, Lepetellida, Haliotidae. The coding region runs from base 1 to 1593 and encodes 530 amino acids. The transcript is spliced from 9 exons. Gene Ontology annotation, cellular component: membrane.
AUGGAUGAGAAGACGGAGACUGUCACGUUUGAUGCAGACCGGCGUACGCCAAAGUACGGAUUGAAAGAUCUAUGGAUUGAAUUCAGUCAGUCUACAGGCCUUCAUGCAGUUGAUAAGAUUAAACUUCCUUCGAUGAGCCCGUUUAGCAUUCGUGGAUUGCUAUGGAUUUUAGCUAUGUGUUCAACUUCGGCGUUUCUCGUUUAUAACCUUGUCGGGGAGAUAGGGAACUACUACGACUACCCCACCGUCACCAAGGUCACACCCAAAAUCCAGAACUCCAUCGAGUUCCCUGCCGUCACCAUCUGCAACAGAUGCACCCUCAACAAAUCACGUCUUGAUGUUUACCCAGACAUGAUGAACUAUUUCUUCAAUAGUUCUAUGUUGCGGAUGAAAAUAAUCUCAUUUUCUGCACCAACUUCAGAUGUGUUUCAGGAACCAUUGUCUUUAGAAUGGUGGAAGAAUAUGUCUAUGGAAGGAUCCAAGAUGCUGUCUCAGUGUGUCUUUCAAGGUGACAUCUUUGAUUGCAUGACCAAGUUUCGACCUGUUUUCACUAAAGAGGGAUUGUGCCAUACCUUCAACUUCAAUUUGAGUGAAAUGGUCAAAGUGUGGACGGCAGGAGAAGACGCAAACCUCGUUCUCUCUUUCAACAUUAAUCAGAACGACUACACAUUCAGGAAAAACAUGGCUGCAGGGAUUAAGGUAAUAACGUCUUCCCUAAGACAGGAAGUGCUCACCCAUAAACUGGUUCCAGUCCUUGACCUGCCUCUGAAUAUAGGAGCAAAUUUUAGAAUGGAUUUCAGAUCACAAUGUAACAGUGUAAAGUGGGCAGUAAGAAAGUCCUGUGUGUAUAUGCAGGUAUUACUCCAUGAUCCACGCGUACACCCAGACGCAAGUUCCACUGUGGUGAUGGCCGCUCCCGGAUUCUCUACAUUUGUUGCUAUGCAAAAAUUUGUGUAUAUGUACCAGCCCCAUCCCUACACAGCAUUUGAUGACAUGAAAUGUGUGGACACAACCUCUUCCAAGUUUGUUAACCCUCUCAAGUACUACUCCCACUACACCUACAACCAUUGCUUCAUGGAGUGUGUUCAGAUGAAGGCCUUCAGUGAGUGUGGAUGUGUCGGACCUUCUGACCCACAGGAUGGUCCUAGAUGCUCGCUGGCAAAACUGGAUAGUUGUUACAAGCCCUUUGUCAGAUCAAUGUCUCAGGACGGUACCUUGGUGAGGGAAUGUGGAUGUGUCAGUGAGUGCACGUUCGACAGGUACCCUGCCCAGGUGUCCUCCAGCUCCUUCCCAGCAAACAUCUGGGACAACACCUUCCUCAACAUCACGAGGGCUCGGGACAAGGGCAGCAUGAAAGAAAACUUUCUGGAGCUGAGAGUGUUUUACGACCAGAUGACAGUGACAUCCAUUACACAACAAGCUCAAUAUACAGUGGCCUCGCUGUUUUCUAAUGUCGGGGGUCAGAUGGGACUGUGCCUCGGAGCCAGCAUCUUGACAGUCAUGGAGAUCACGGAGCUCCUGGUGUUCAUCAUCCUCUUCCUCUGUGACAAAUGUAGAGGAAGAAAAGCCCGAAACAGAAUCAACACCUGGUAGACAAUGACAUCUAAGAGUAUAACCAUUCUAUUAACCAGCACCCAACUGGUAGACAAUACAACUAACAUAGGAAUAGACAUUCUGUUUUGUUUGCUUCUUGUUAAACACCGCACUCAGCAAUAUCCCAGCUAUAUGAGGGUGGUCUGUAAAUAAUCGAGUCUGGACAAGACAAUCCAGUGAUUGAUAUCAUGAGCA